This is a messenger RNA of Pomacea canaliculata, 2582 nucleotides long. RefSeq lists its product as uncharacterized. Lineage: Eukaryota; Metazoa; Mollusca; Gastropoda; Architaenioglossa; Ampullariidae. The coding region runs from base 162 to 2582 and encodes 806 amino acids. Gene Ontology annotation, biological process: cell adhesion. The transcript has 12 exons. Gene Ontology annotation, molecular function: integrin binding. The record is from RefSeq and is a predicted model, not a curated record.
UUAAACGAGAGGAAAAUAGUCAGGAACCUUCUGUCUCGGUGUACAGUACUGUGUGCUUUUCCCUCUCGUGAAACGUAUGAUGUGAGGAACUGUGCACAGUCCUCGGGAAACAGAGGGUCUCUCCACAGCUGUCACAAUCACUGGAAUUUUCUAGCUGUGACAUGUUGACACCACACAAACAACACGGGACAGUGGGAAUAUUUGUGAUUUGUUUGUUUGGUCUAUCACUCAUUGCAGGUGUCAUCCUCUCACCUCACUGUAGUAAUGGUAUGUGGGAAGUACUGGCUGACCAAGAAUCUUAUUUCACCUGCACGGCUGAAGGACCGGUAUACUGGACAUUACGAUUAACUGACGACAAUAUCAUCUCAAUAGCUUCGUGUGAUAAACACUGCGUUUUAUACAAUGCCUAUGAUGGGCUUUUCUCAACAAGUACUGUCGACCUUCACAAAAGGACUCUAAUCAUUAACGCUCAGAACAACAGAAGGGUGUAUGACAAUGUCCAGCUUGUCAACGGCAGUCUGGAAUGUAAUCGUGGGGAUCAGGAUACAACGUCCACUGCCUGCGGGCUCAACUUUGUGUAUCCUCCACACGGCGUCUCUUGCACAACGUUGAAUUCCUUGUGGUCCAUCAAUGUUUCCUGUGUCAUCAACACCAUUUACUCAUCAAGAAACGUUUAUACCUGUUCAUUGAUACGAACACAGACGUUAAGGAAUGAAACACAAGAAACUGUCACCAUGGUGACUUCACCAACGAUCGAGAAUAUCAGUAAGACGGAAGCAAAGGUGUCAGGUUCCUGUCAGUUUAACACAAGACUACCACCAGAAGAAGGACACUAUGGUUUCCUUGUCUCUGUCUCACCAGGCGGAAAAACAUUUAUGACUGAAGACAAGCAGUUUACAGUUGCACGGCCCGAAUCGCCAAGAAUUUCGUGUGAUCCCCAGGCCCAUGUGUUACAAAACACGACUGUCACAUGUACCUGUAGUACACCUAGCCUGGGACAACCUGCAGGCUCCCUGAGAUGGGUCGUAGGCAACAAGACAACACAGCAAACAGCAGCUGGGCAAGAAAAACCGGAAAUCUCCUCGAGAGAACUCCUUUAUAGCCAUGUCCUCUCCCUGUCAGACCACAGCAGUACUUGGUUCAGGUGUGACCUGCUUUGGGGAACGGAGGAGAUUCGAGGACAGAACUAUACUGCUAGUGUUGGAUACGCUCCUAAGAAACUACGUUUUUCUAUGGACGGUCUUGAUGGAAAUCGUACAGUGAAGGAAAAAGACCAAGUCAGUUUUCAGUGUGAAUCCGACGGUCGACCUUCUCCAAACGUCUCCAUCUAUAACAACGACAACGACACUGUCAUUAUUAGAGACUCGUCUCCUGUUAUCUACACCUUCAUCGCUCGCUGUGAGGACACGGCCACCUACACGUGCUCUGCCUGGAAUGAGUUUUCCAGUCAGUCACAUGUAACUACUUCAUACAGUCUCAAUAUCGAUGUCAGCUGUAAACCACGAUGCCUUUCGUCGACGCCUCUGAAAAUGGUAAGGUCUCGAAACAAAAUACAAGCAAAUGAGCUGAGGUUUGAAGUCAUCGCUUACCCUGCGCCUCACAAAUAUGAUGUAUGGUUUAUACCGAUAGUAACAAACAACAGUGAGCUCUACCCAGAGAAGAGUGAAGGUUCAGAGUUGAAUGUCACCUGUAAAAGUUCCGGAAAACACCGUUACCUGUGGAACUGCACGCUAACGGUUUUCAGUGUUUUACCUCGGUCAGACGGAGUCUACAAAGUGAGAGUGGCCAAUGAGCAUGGGGAAGAAAAUUUCACUGUAGAGAUCAGUUUCGCUGCCAACGAAGACUUGGAACUCUUUAACCCAGCCGUUAUUUAUGGUGUUGUGAGUCUCGUCGUCUUCAUCUUUGUGAUUGUUUUGCUCAUCGCUGUGAUAAGGAAAGUAAAUAAAAAUAAAGCUGAUCAGCCAAGCGAAGAUCCUGAAGUCAUAUAUGAAACACCGUGGGACAAUGUCCCACUAACGAUGCAACCCCUGAAAGUGAAUGUCACAGCCGCUUCCCCGUUGCCGGAGCCCUGUCAGAUGCCCCUGUAUGCUGUGGUGGACACGACAAGAAAGAAGACAAACUCUCGGUCUGCAGAGACAAAAAGAAGCAGCGCACAAGAUACACACUCAAACUCCGAAUACGCAAAUUCCGACACAGAAUACGCUGUUCUGGAUAAGUUCAGAGGUAGAACUCUAGCAACACGUGAUAAUGACCACAAGGACAAUAAGUCCAGUUCAAGAGCAAUGAGAGGUUUAAAGGCUGAUGGCUCUGAUGUCAGCACUUAUGACCAUCUGGUCCUACAGCCGUUACCACCAAGGCAGAAUGAUUCUGCAAAGUGGGAAAUGCCUUGUUCUGCUUCACACUCCCACACAGUGGAUGAUGGGAGAUGGGCCAACGACGACGGUCUGAUUUACGUGACUCCCGUCUUUGAUGUGACCAACGAUGCCAGGCAUCGUCCAACACCAAUGCACGAAAAGACAGAGUACAUAACACAUCGUGAGAUAGGAAAGUUCAAGCUCUCACAGAAAAAAUCAGAUCGCUGA